Molecule: messenger RNA, 1843 nt
Organism: Myxozyma melibiosi
Lineage: Eukaryota; Fungi; Ascomycota; Lipomycetes; Lipomycetales; Lipomycetaceae
Exons: 1
Coding region: 302-1432 (376 amino acids)
Source: RefSeq, a predicted model, not a curated record
AUUGAUAUUUCUAUUACAUAAUCUACGACUAAUCACACAGCCCGCAUAGGGUACGGGCUCGGGCCGAUGAGUGCGCCGGCCCCGACCGGCGCGUCAGCAGAGUCAGACUUCUGCUUGGCCAUCGCAGGCUGCGUCGGCGCCGAACAGAAACCGAGGAAGAAACCGAGCAAGCGACCGGCGUGCUGGUCAGACAUUAUGCUGUAUAUCGAGGGAACUGCCUGCUUGUAAUCGCCCAGCCGUUGGCUACUGUUUUCAACUUCUGCCUGCCCUGCACCGCGACAGACGUGUUGCUCUAGGCGCAAUGACAAUCAACCAGAGCACUACAGCACUAGAACCACACACCCCGAUAACGCUGACAGACGAGCCCGAGCAGCGGCGAGUGAGGAUCGGGAUCCUUGCGCGGUCGGAACUCACCUCGCAGCUGGGGUUCGACGGGCUCGCGAGCUAUCAGCCGCGGUUUAUGGCACCCCGGGGCGUGUCGCAGGAGAUGUGGCUCAGCUUUGUCGAGGACGUCAAUCGGUGUAUUGUUGAUCGGUCUGUGGGGGGAUGGGGGUUGGGUGAGGAGGAUGAGGAGGAGACGGAUGAGGACUGUAUCGACACCGAUGAGGAUGAGGACGACGACGAGGAAGAAGACGAGGAAGAUGAGGACGAGGAAGAAUACAAAGACAGAUAUACAGAGGAAGAAGAUAUCCCCAUCGAACAAGCCGAACGAGUUGAUUCCGGAAUAUCUACAGAAGACCAAACACCAUCCCUCUGCGGCGUCGAGCACUCGCGCGACGAAAACAUGGACGACUGCAUCCUCACCGACGUCGACGACGCCGACGAUUCCACGCUCGAGCGUGACCGCGCGCUGCCGGACAUGGACAUCCCUACAUUUGAAGGCAGUUUGGAAAACAUAUUUAUACGCCACUGGACGCGGACUGUUACCACGACGCAGAGUUCGCCGCUUAAACUCGCGCAGACGUCGUCGGAUGCUCUGGCGAACGUGCGGAGGCGCAUACGCGCGCGCAUGACAAUCAAGCGCUGGAACGAAAAGAUAUUUCCGAGGACGUCGUCUAUACGCGUGCAACUUUUAUCCUUUGUCGAAGCGCGCCAGCUCACGAGCGUGUUUGCGGACCAGACCGAUCAGAUUGACAAGACCGGCGCGCAACGCACGCGGCUGGAAGAAUGGAUUGCGAGCGUGCGCGAUUGCACUGUCUUUCGCACACGGUGCCAGCAGAUGCGGCAGCAGCGCGAGAACGAGUCGGCGUGUGGCGAGCACUGCGUGAUUGGGAAUAUAUGGCGGGCGCUGAGCAUGGUGAAGGAGGAGGAUAGGGUGCCGAUUCCGAGCGGGUGGAGGAGGUAUGACUAUGAGCGGAACUCGCACCGGCCGUAUCGGUCGCAGGAUGUGCUGUUGAUUGAGGACGUGGGCGGUGAGGAUGAAUGCAGUUAGCUGCUACUUCAUUGUUCUUUGUGAAUUAGGGAUUUGGAUUUGGAUUUGGAUUGUUUGUUCUCUGUUAUCUUGUUUGGCGCACCGGUGUCCCAAUUCUUGGAGUUUUCAAUCACACGGUUUGUCAUUACAUAUCUCAGUUUCUAAGCUACGGCAUACUACGGGAAAUACUAUUGUUGAACAACUACAGCGGUCUAUUUGUAGCAGCAGAUCAUCCAUCCUCGUAGCUGCUGUACGUCAUCACAUUGUAUAGGAGCCGCACUCGUCUUGGCCUUUAAACCGGAGCCAAAUGCACUGAAUAUACGUCUACGUAUAAGGGUUCCAUCAUCCCCAGAACACUUACCCAAGAUGGGCUCGAGUAUGUGCCUCUUAAUUAGGAAUAAACAAGCUCACCGUCUCGUCCUCGCUCCUUCA